This is a messenger RNA of Olea europaea var. sylvestris, 911 nucleotides long. Its product is annotated as isoleucine--tRNA ligase, chloroplastic/mitochondrial-like. Gene Ontology annotation, biological process: isoleucyl-tRNA aminoacylation. The coding region runs from base 29 to 865 and encodes 278 amino acids. Gene Ontology annotation, molecular function: isoleucine-tRNA ligase activity; ATP binding; tRNA binding. Gene Ontology annotation, cellular component: cytosol. The record is from RefSeq and is a predicted model, not a curated record. NCBI's taxonomy places the organism in Eukaryota, Viridiplantae, Streptophyta, Magnoliopsida, Lamiales, Oleaceae. The transcript has 5 exons.
UUAUGCUGUUCCAUAUGGCGAUCUUCCAAUGAUUGAUCGACAUGCACUGUUUCAGCUGGAAAAUGUGGUGAAGAACAUUAAAGAGAGCUAUGAUAGUUACCAGUUCUUCAAAAUAUUUCAGAUCAUUCAACGAUUUGUGAUUGUCUAUCUUUCAAAUUUUUACUUGGAUGUUGCCAAGGACCGGCUUUAUGUUGGGGGUACCUUUAGUUCUACAAGGAGGAGCUGUCAAACAGUACUUGCUGCACAUUUACUUUCCGUUUUCAGGGUCAUUGCUCCAGUUUUGCCUCAUUUGGCAGAGGAUGUGUGGCAGCAUCUUCCUUUUCAGUUCACCACUGAAGAUGGUUGUCUUGCAAACUUCGUCUUUGAGUCAAAAUGGCCAAUGUUAAAUGAAAGACACCUUGCUUUCCCCAUAGAAGAAGUCCAUUUUUGGGAGAAGAUUCUUGAGCUGAGAACGGAGGUGAACAAAGUGCUUGAGGUUGCACGUGGUAAGAAGUUGAUCGGUUCUAGUUUAGAAGCAAAGGUCUAUCUCCAUGCCUUUGACGAUGGUUUGGCCACAAGACUGGUCAACAUGUGUACUUCUGAGAAUGACGCUGAUACAUUGCACCGCAUAUUUAUAACAUCUCAGGUCGAGAUUCUUCCGUCACUGGAAAAUGUACAGGAUGAAGAUAUUCUGUGCAAUGGAGAAUAUCUCAUUCAAGGAAAAACAAAAUAUGGGUCGGGGUGUCACGUGCAACUGACUCGAAAUGUGAAAGAUGCUGGAGUUUUUCAUCUCAAGUUAGCACUUUUGACGACCAUCCCUCGCUAUGUGGUCGCUGUUAUGAUGUUGUCAGCCAGCCAAUACCAACUAUGGCAGUGGUUUAGUUGAGAUUUCAUUAUGUUAUACAAAAUGUACUAUAUUUAUUGGAGUAAUG